GUGGAUUGCACCACAAGUCUAAGCGACUAUUGGGACAUGCAUUAUGGAGUUGCCUUUUCAAGUAAUUUGCGUUGUUACCUGAUUUUCGUCUCUUCGUUGAGUUAUAAUCUAGAGUUUCAAUCGUGAUUAAAGACACAAAAUUAGAUAAAAAAAAGUUCAGCUAGACGAUCGUUUUACACCGGUGACAUAUAAUGACUGUGAGCUGGAAGAGGAAAGAAAGAAGUCAUUCCUUGUCUAAGGAAGAGACAAUCUAGAUUUAAAAUUAUAACCUCACAAAAUAAUUUAUAAAAACCUCGUGAAUAAAAUGAGAAUUUUAUAAAUAUUUUUUAGUUUAGUUUCAUAAUUAGAUCUACGAUGAAAUUCCAUUAUAAGUUUCAAAAUCUAUUGGGAACAGUUUAUAGAAAGGGAGACUUGUUAUUUACUCCAGAUGGAAAUUCUGUAAUAAGUCCAGUAGGAAAUCGAAUAUCAAUAUUCGAUUUAAAAAAUAAUAAAUCACUUACCCUGCCAAUUGAAAGUAGAUACAACUAUACAGCUUUAGAUUUAAGUCCCAAUGGAUGUAUAUUACUAGCAAUAAAUGAAGAAGGAGAAGCACAUUUAAUAAGUCUAGUUUCACAAACUGUAAUUCAUAAAUACAGAUUCAAGAGAAAAGUACGAGCAGUAAAGUUUAGUCCAGACGGUAAACAUAUUGCUGUGUGCAAAGAAAAUAAUGUUUUUGUUUUCAAGGCGCCAGGCCCUUAUUCUGGCGAAUUUAAUGCUUUUUACAUGGAACGGGUAUUCCAUGGUGCCUAUGAUGAGACAACUUGUCUUGAUUGGUCUUUUGAUUCUCGUAUUUUAGCAGUAGGAUCCAAAGAUAUGGCUACAAAGCUAUAUCCUCUUGAUAAAUGGAGUAAUUUUCAUAUAUGCUCUUUAGGCAGCCAUACAGAAGGUAUAGUUGGUUGUUUCUUUGAAGGAAAUAACUAUGAUAUCACCACUAUCAGUAGAAAUGGACAAAUGUGCAUUUGGGAAUGUAGUUUAGAUCCAGAACAAUUAGUUGCUAAAGAAGAAAUACCUUCAAAAAAGAAGAAGCAAACAAAUGAUUCAGACGAAGAUGAUGUUGAUGUAACAAACAGUUUAGAAAAAUCUGAAGAAGAAAUAACAAAAGCUUUAAAAGAAAUAGAUGUAAAUGAUGAAGAAUCGAAAGAAACUAGCAAAUUAUUUUACAAACGAUUAGGAAGGCAUUAUUUAGGAGAUGAAGUGAGAAAAGAAAAUAGAGAAGCACUUUUGACAUCUGCUGCUUAUCACAAAAAGACGAAAAUUUUAAUUACAGGUUUCUCCACUGGCGCUUUUUUUAUCCAUGAAUUACCUGACGUCAAUGUAAUCCAUUCACUUAGCAUAUCAGAACAAAAAAUCAGUUCCAUAGCUCUUAAUAAUACAGGAGAUUGGAUAGCGUUAGGUUGCUCUGGAUUAGGACAGCUAUUAGUCUGGGAAUGGCAAAGUGAAACUUAUGUAAUGAAGCAGCAAGGUCACUCAAAUAACAUGUCCUGUGUAACAUAUUCUACAGACGGUCAAUUAUUAGCUACAGGUGGUGAAGAUGGUAAGAUAAAGUUAUGGAACAUUCAUUCCGGAUUCUGUUUUGUUACUUUCCAUGAACAUACCAGCGCCGUUACAGGGGUGGCUUUUAGUGGUAACAAAAAAUUUUUAGUUUCGGCGUCUUUGGAUAGUACAGUUAGAGCAUUUGAUGUUAUCAGGUACCGUAAUUUUAAAACUUUCACAUCUACCAGGCCUGUGCAGUUUUCUUGUAUAGGAGUAGACAGCAGUGGAGAAUUUGUAGCAGCUGGAGGUCAGGAUAUUUUUGAAAUUUAUUUGUGGUCCGUUAAAACAGGAAGGUUAUUAGAAAUACUAGCAGGACAUGAAGGACCAGUUUCGAGUUUGGUGUUUAGUCCAACUCUAGCAAGUACCGUUAUGGUUUCAGUAUCAUGGGAUAAAACAAUGAAAAUUUGGGAUGCUAUAGAAAAAGGCUCCGCUCAUGAAACUAUUGAUUUAACCUCUGAUGGAAUGUGUGUUGCUUUCAAACCAGACGGACAAGAGGUAGCAGUUGCCACGUUAAAUGGACAAAUUACAGUUUUCAAUGUAAAGACUUCAUUACAAAUAUCUUCAAUUGAAGGAAGAAACGAUUUAGGUAGUGGCAGAUCGGAAACUGAUUUAAUAACUGCUAAAAAAAAUUUAGAAGCUAAGUCUUUUACUUCUUUGUGUUGGUCAGCUGACGGAGAAUCGAUAAUAGCUGGAGGGCAAUCAAAAAAUGUUUGCAUAUAUAAUGUAAAAGAGGGUUUGAUACUUAAAAAAUUCGAAAUUACCCAGAAUAGAUCAUUAGAUGCAGUAGAUGAUUUCAUAAACCGUAGAAAACUCACGGAAUUCGACAACAUAGCAUUAAUAGAAGAACGAGAAGAGAGAGAAGGCGGUAACGUCGCUAUAAAAUUGCCGGGAGUUCGUAAAGGUGACAUGUCUGCAAGGAGUAUCAAGCCGGAAAUUAGAGUAUUUUCUUUGCAAUUUUCACCAACUGGUCAAUCGUGGGUGGCCGCUACUACCGAAGGACUGCUGAUAUACGGAUUAAACAGUUCCUUUGUAUUUGAUCCUUGGGAUUUACAAAUUGGAAUUACACCUAAAACUAUCAGGGAUGCUAUUAAAGAAGAAGAUUAUAUUAACGCAUUAAUGAUGUCUCUGAAGUUGAAUGAAGUAAAUUUGAUUCAGGAAGUUAUUGAGAGCAUUCCACUUAAAGAUAUUGAAUUGUUAGUGAGAGAUUUAGAAGAAAAAUAUAUAGAAAGAUUACUGAUAAUAAUUGCAACUUUUGUGGAAGAAUCUAGACAUUUGGAGUACUAUCUUUGUUGGGUACAACAAAUCUUAACAUUGCACGGACCAAAAAUUAAUCCACAAAAAAUGUUACCAAGUUUAUUAGCUCUGGAAAAGAGUUUGGUCAGGAAAAAUGAACAGUUAUAUAAAAUCUGCGAUUAUAACAAAUACACUCUAAAAUAUGUGGCAAGUCUUGGCGAUACAAUUAAUAAGAAAAAUGAACUUAAAAUGGAAAUUGAGACCGAAGAUGAAGAAGAAAGUGAUUUGGAGAUAGAAUAGAAAAUUGUUUUAUAAAUUGAUUAAUAAAAGCGAUCUAAAACCUCA
Messenger RNA from Diorhabda sublineata, 3150 nucleotides. Its product is annotated as periodic tryptophan protein 2 homolog. Gene Ontology annotation, biological process: maturation of SSU-rRNA from tricistronic rRNA transcript (SSU-rRNA, 5.8S rRNA, LSU-rRNA); ribosomal small subunit assembly. The transcript has 15 exons. NCBI's taxonomy places the organism in Eukaryota, Metazoa, Arthropoda, Insecta, Coleoptera, Chrysomelidae. Gene Ontology annotation, molecular function: protein binding. Gene Ontology annotation, cellular component: Pwp2p-containing subcomplex of 90S preribosome; small-subunit processome. The record is from RefSeq and is a predicted model, not a curated record. The coding region runs from base 355 to 3105 and encodes 916 amino acids.